AGAUUCAUUCGUAGAAACUUCUGCCAGUCUGCUCGUAAGAAAUGGGAGCUUCUGUAACCGCUGUUUGCCUCAGCCAGGAUCAUACGUUCAGCAAAGGUAGUCAGUACAGCAUUCGGCUUCUGACAGGUGAGGGGGUUGCAGGAGAUGCUCACUGCGGGAAGUAUGUGCAGCAUGUUCACCACAAGAAAAUAGAUGCGAGCCAACCCAAUCUACGCCAGGUGCACAUUAUUCAGGCGGAAUUGCAUGAUGAGUUGCAGUCUGCUGGGCUGAAUGUGGCGCCAGGACAAAUGGGAGAGAACAUCACCAUUCGGGGAGUGGACAUUAUUUCACUUCCGCUGGGAACGCGAUUGAAAAUUGGAUCUACCGCCGUUGUUGAGCUCACAGGUCUCCGCAGUACAUGCGCCAAGCUGAACAAAAUUCACAGUGGUCUGCUGAAGGCCGUGCAGCCUUAUGAUCACAAUGGGAACGUCAUGCCCAGGGCGGGAGUAAUGUCGAUUGUCGUCAGAGGAGCUGAAGUACGCCCUGGAGAUCCGAUCCAGGUGGAACUACCAAAUUAUCCUCAUCAGCCACUUCCUGUGUUGUAAGCUUUGGGCAGAUGUUCAGCCCGAGUCCGGUUUGAACAUCUUGUGCAUUGCAUAUAUAAACGACGAUGUCUUUAUUCCGACAAGAGCUAGAAGUACAGACAUUUCCAGUACUUUUCCUACUGUGUUGACUGCUACUUUCACAAACUCCUGCAUCUUUACCUACAUAAAUGUGGGUGCAACUACAUGGCUACUUCAGUUUGUAAUGCUAGAAGAGUUCGAAUAGUAAAGAAUGGUUUAGUACUACAUGUGUAUUACAAGAGGUCUAUGGACAUGAUUCGCUUUUCCCUGAAGUGUACAUGUCUGACAGACUGUGUCCUUAUCAACCUCAACUGAGGAGAAAUCUCAGGACACGAGAAUUGAACUGUCCAGGUUUUUCGAUCUGAGGAACAUGCCCAGCACCUUCGAUG
This is a messenger RNA of Marchantia polymorpha subsp. ruderalis, 991 nucleotides long. Lineage: Eukaryota; Viridiplantae; Streptophyta; Marchantiopsida; Marchantiales; Marchantiaceae. The record is from the annotation of a GenBank genome assembly.